AUGCGGCGUGUAGUUGCUUCACGCAAAGCGAUUUGUGAGUACCGCCUGUACUCCCAAGUUUCCCCGCAGGGAUACCCAGUCACUGCGGUAACUCCUCAACAGAUAAGGCGGGUACCGUUUUACCGCCACCGGAAGCUUUAUGAUCUUACAACGCGUGAAUUGAGUGAAGAGGCCAUACGCGAUUUUUUGCCCCCCAAACCCGCUGUGCCGGCGGGAUGGAGCAUGGAGCACAAAAUUGGAAGUUGCAGGUUUGAUUUGACAAAAACAAUGGGUGCCGAUGAUAGUGCAAGGGAAGAUUUGCACGUCGUUGCCUUGAUGGAGCCAAAAAAAUAUGAACAAACAUAUCGGAUGGACAAUGGGGAACGGAACGGUGAAGAAUAUCUAGUUUUCAACCUCUUUAUAAAGAAACAUCAACACUCAGGGGGCGUGGAGUUUGGGUUAACUUCGAUUGACAUGGAAUUGGUGAUGGAUUCGCUUGUGGUUCACAGCACGGAUAGGGAAAUGGACUACUCUAUCGGAGCUUUAGGUCCAGGUAAAACAACAAGUGUAGGUACUUCUUUCGGGCAGAAACUGAAUAUCGAAUGCAGACGCUGCAGGGAUUAUCGUUACCGCGGACCGAUGCUCAAUGAACUUGAUGACGAUUUAACUGAUGAAAUACUAGAUUAUUUGGAUGAACGUGGUGUAAAUAACGGCUUUGCUGAGUAUAUGAUGGCUCAGGCGCACUUUCUGGAGCAGGAAGAAUAUCUUAACUGGUUGCGCUUACUUAAACAGUUCGCUACUUGA
This is a messenger RNA of Trypanosoma brucei brucei TREU927, 783 nucleotides long. Its product is annotated as p22 protein precursor, putative. Gene Ontology annotation, cellular component: mitochondrial matrix. The record is from RefSeq and is a predicted model, not a curated record. Lineage: Eukaryota; Euglenozoa; Kinetoplastea; Trypanosomatida; Trypanosomatidae. The transcript has a single exon. Bases 1 to 783 code for a protein of 260 amino acids.